GAGAGAAAGAGAGAGACAGAGCACCGAGCCACCUUAUACUAGUUCGCCAGGGAUCUUCUGUCGAGACGGAGUACCGAACCUCCGCCGGGGACAAGUCUUCGUGACAAUUGUGAUCAAUCAGGCCUGGCAUUGUCAGAAACGUGACCACACCAUUACCAGUCGGAAGAGCUCGAGACGCUCGUCGGCGACCGAGCGGUCGAGACGUGCCUCGUCGAUCUUCUCGUGGAGAGGAGCGUCGGUAUUGCGCCUCGCGAUCAUCGCCGAUCACCAUCACCCGCCGACUUUCUCCAUAAGCUGUAAAACGUCUCGACGAAACCAUUCGGCCCGAGGCGUAACAAGAUCGUUAAUGAGAGGAUCGGGUCAAGGAUCGAGCAAAUUCAAGGAUCUCAAAGCGACCGUAUUGAAGACGUCCUCGACGAAGAAGAAAGAGUCCCGAGAGGACGAGUACAUGACUGUGAUUCGCGAAACCUAGGUAAUGCGAGCUAAGAAUAUUAACCGCUUCGUACUUCGUGCUGUCUCACGCCGACGCAGCCCGCAAAGGUGUCCUGGAGAGUCGAAGAAUCCAGGCUGCAAGAUUGAUCGCCAUUUUAGCGAGGGGAUCCAACGUGGACGGAUUCCCUACGAUUGAUUAAACGAUCGCGAUUACUUUCGGGAGAACAUCAGGUGGAAGAAGAAAGAACGAGGGGAAAACUCGCGCGAGGUAACCCUACCCCGUGGUCGCCCGGUAUCAAUGCAUCCCAGGCAGUGGAAAGGGUUGAUCGUACCGGGAAAUCAACAUUGCCUCGAGACGGUGGCCCGAUAUCGUCUACGAAGUAUAUUAUGAUAAGAGAGACACCUGCAGCCUCGCCAUCGUCGUGAUCACGUCCCACCUGCUGUGCCUGCACCCGCGACAACGCUCGGCGUCCGAGAAAGAGUCCCAGACUGUGAUACUACCCCGUGUGAUAGAGAAAUCGUCUUGUGAUCCCGCGUUUUACCUCAACGUACUCAAUGUCCGCGAAUCGAUUGAACGUGCUGAUGACCCUGAUGCUCGCCGUCGCGCUUCUUGUGACGGAAUCAAGAAACGCACAGGUGGAUGGCUAUUCCCAAUACGAAUCAAUAGAGAAUCGAGCCGCCGCGAGAAAACCCCAGCACAAGUAUUGCGGCAUGAGGCUCUCCAGUGCUCUACAGAUAGUCUGUGCGGGCAAUUACAAUGCCAUGUUUAAGAAGAAUGGUCAAGGUCAAGCGCAAGAAGAAAUGAUGAGAACAGGUCGCAGUGAUAACAACUUUGACUACGAUCGCAACCAAGAGAUGGAAAUGGCCGAUUAUCCGGUCACCUACGAGCUUCCCCCGUUUCUGCCGCGAACGAAAGUACUGCAGGGGCUAUUCGAAAGACGUUUCGAUAAUAGACGCUACCACAGGAAUCCUAGAGGCAUCCACGAGGAGUGCUGCCUCAGAGGGUGCACGAUACUCGAACUGACAAGCUACUGCGGCCCCCCAGAAGCGCCGCCCACGCGCUAAGCGCUCGUAUCCCGGUAACCGAUAACCCUUCGACUUCCGCUUUACUGCUCGAUCACCAUGCAAAACCGAAUAAUCUCCCCCAUAUGGAGAGAAUUUUAGUUUAAAAUUUACUCUGAAAAUCAUGUUAAUUGUAGGAUUAUAUGGUAUUUUGACAUUGAUAUAUUUUGAAUUUUAUAUGAUUU
Wasmannia auropunctata (little fire ant) is the source of this 1679-nucleotide messenger RNA. It is a transcript of the gene Ilp1, whose product is annotated as LIRP. The transcript is spliced from 4 exons. The coding region runs from base 988 to 1497 and encodes 169 amino acids. Gene Ontology annotation, molecular function: hormone activity. Gene Ontology annotation, cellular component: extracellular region. The record is from RefSeq and is a predicted model, not a curated record. Lineage: Eukaryota; Metazoa; Arthropoda; Insecta; Hymenoptera; Formicidae.